This is a messenger RNA of Homalodisca vitripennis (glassy-winged sharpshooter), 3658 nucleotides long. Its product is annotated as 4-coumarate--CoA ligase 1-like. The coding region runs from base 116 to 1705 and encodes 529 amino acids. Lineage: Eukaryota; Metazoa; Arthropoda; Insecta; Hemiptera; Cicadellidae. Gene Ontology annotation, biological process: fatty-acyl-CoA biosynthetic process; long-chain fatty acid metabolic process. Gene Ontology annotation, molecular function: long-chain fatty acid-CoA ligase activity. The record is from RefSeq and is a predicted model, not a curated record. The transcript is spliced from 10 exons.
UUUAGCGUGGCUAUCUUCAUUGAAGUGAAUGUAUUGUGGGAAGCUCAGGAUACCCAACGAGAGCUUACGGCCAAGGGUGUUUCGCACUUCAUAACAGUAAUAUUGUACAGUUGCAAUGUCGCACUUCAAGGGACCGGAUAUCAAUAAAGCUCUGCCACACUUCCGACCUAACACUUCCGUUCUGCAAAUGCUAGAAGACUCCCUCAGGAAAAAUGGAAAUACGUUAGCCCUGAUUGAUAGGGAGACUGAAAAGGGCAUUACUCGUGCUGAUAUUCUGCAGCAAAGCACAUCCGUUGCUUCAGGCCUAACUAAUGUAGGAGUGACUGCAGGAGAUUAUGUUAUAUUGUGUUGUGAUAAGAACAUACUAUCUUACACACUUCUUCUAGGAACUAUGUUCACAGGGGCCACAGCAGUCUUGGCUCCCAUUCCACAUGCUGAUACGUUGGACGAACUUACAUGUGGAUUUAAAAUAAAAGGGGUGUUCUGCGAUUCUAAAUAUCUAAGUUCUGUGAAGAAGUCGGUAAAUAACUUUAAAUAUCAACCUUAUUUUCUACUUACGACAAAUACACAGGACUCAACAUUUAUGUCUAUUAUCAACUGCAAGAAGGAGUUCCGCAUAUAUGAAGUAAAGGAUGUAAAAACACACGUACCUUUGAUUUUGUUCUCAAGUGGUACCACUGGGGUGCCCAAAGGGAUUCAAAUUUCUGACAUUGGACUUCAGCUAAGUGGAUCAUAUUUCAGUGAUAACAAAAGGCCGAAGUCAUUGUUGGUUGCCACUCCUCUGUUUUGGUUCAGUGCUAUUGCUACCUUUAUUUCCUCGAUCUUCACUCAUUGCUUGCUUUAUUUAAGUGAUUCCAAAGAUGUGAAAGAGAAUCUUGAGUUUAUUGAGAAAAUGAAGGUGGAAACCUGGUUUACAGGGACGGGAACGAUGCCUUCAUACAUUAACGAGCCUUCAGUGAAUCUUUAUGACUUGACUUCACUUAAAAAGGUGUUUGCGGGUGGAGAGGUGGUGUUGGACUCUGUGUCUAAAAAGUUUGAGACUAAGGUAUUAGGCGGCCGUAUCAAAUUGGGAACCGCAUACGGUUCAACCGAAUGUGGACUUAUAACGGCCGAUAUACAGGGGGUUCCUGAGAGUGAUGACAGAUCAGGAUCCUGUGGGAAAGUUGUUCCAGGCGUAGAAAUCAAGAUUCUAGACGACGAAGGUCACCUUGUGAGUCCAGGAACUAUUGGAGAGAUUUGGAUAAAAACCUUGGCAGUGACUCCAGGAUAUUGGGGAAGGCCGGAUCUCAACUCUUCCAUGUUUGACAACGAUGGGUUCUUCCGGAACGGUGACGCUGGGUACUUUGAUCCUGAGGGCAAUCUGUAUCUACGGGGUCGGGUAUGUGACCUCAUCAACUUCAGAGGGCACAAGUUUUCUCCAACUGAACUAGAAGACAUUAUUAUAUCACAUCCCUCAGUUAUGGAUGUGGCUGUGGUCGGCAAACCCCAUUCCUGUGAUAUACACCACGCCACGGCAUUCGUUGUGAGGAAACCAGGAUAUAACGUUUCAGAAAACGAAAUCAUGGACUUUGUCAAUGGAAAAGUUAAUGAACCCCAGAAACUUAGAGGAGGGGUUCGAUUUUUGGAUACCUUACCUCGCACUAUCAUCGGCAAGGUCGUGCGUCAGAAGCUGAGAGAAUAUGCUUCGAAUGAUCUAUUACAUUAAAUCCUUACAGAACAUCCUUCCCUAGUGCAUAAUAGUAGAAUCUAGUUAACGGCAAUAUUAUAUUGUCAUAUCACGUUACAAUAUAGCAGACGGUUGAAAUGUGUAAUGCUUAAUACCGUAAAAAAUUAUAUAUAUUAUGAAACUUUAACACUUAUAAAAGUUGCUAACUCUGAAUAGAAACAUUUUAACAUCUUGAUCAUAAAAACCCGUAGUUAAAUAUUAUACAUAUAAGCUUUUAACAAUUUCAAUGCACGGUUAAUGAUGUAAACAAUGGAAGUGUUCCUGUGGAUUACAACAACUACAUUAUUUCAGAGCCGAUUUUUUUUACUCAGGAAUUUUUGUUAAUCAUUUUUCUAAAUUUAAAAUACUAACGUCUUCGUGAAACUUUUUCAAAUUUUAUAACACUAUUUACACUUCCGACACAGAAUAAAACCUAAUUAAUUAAGUAAUAACAUAGUUUCUAUCUUGUUAUGCACUUAUUUUAGUGUUGUACUAUGUUUAAAGGUGCUAUUUAUAUUUAUUUUUAAGUAAGAUUUUUCUAUAAUAUCUACUGUUCAUGUCAUUAGUGUAAAUUUACCUUAAAUACAGUGGUAUAUUAGUCCCACGACAGUUUUUUUGUAGCUUAAAUAUUUAAAUAUAUUUUAACUAUCAAAUUUUAUGAAAACCCUAAGUUCUCUAAGAUGUAUAAUAAUGAAUUAGCCUGUACUUAUUCUAUAUGCAGCGGAAAGGGUUAGUAAAGUGUAGUGAUGAACAACACUGAGUGUAUUACCAGUGUAGGAUGUUGUGCUGCUCAAGUGCUUGAAUGUAAACAAUAGACAUUCAGCAAAGGGUUCAAUUGUUUAUUGCAAAUAUAUCUAUAGUUUAUUCAAGUUUCUAGAAGAGUUUUACAAAAUAAUUUAUUAUAUAUGAUUUUAUACAUUUUAGUACUUGUUGUUAUAUGAAUUUUUUUUUUUUAAUUCUGUAGUUUUCCUAAUUAACGAAAAUUACAACUGUGUUUAUAACAAGUAUACAUCAGUUAUUAAUAGUUUUUUAAUUACAGCUAUGUAUAAUUUCGAAUGGUUUUAACUGAUUUGCCUCCAAUUGUUUCUGUCGUGGAGUUUACCAUCUACUGUAGGCUAUUGGAAGUUGUCACUAUUUGGUUUUUGUGAAUAGACAUGUUAUAACAUUUACUACUCAGUUUAAUUUAAAACAAUUAUUUUUGGCUUUAUUAACUGCACUCUUUAAGACAUUGUAAGUAGAGUUGACAAACAACAUGUUUUAUAUGAAUGUUUAUAAAAUGCGUUUCCUGUGUAAUGUCCUAUAAUAUAGGAGUAUAAACGCUUUGGUGUGAUUUAUUUAUUUUUAUCUAGAAUGUUCAGUUAUUUGUUAGGUAACCUAUACAACGGAGGAAUAGAUAAUAUAAAACCUGAAUAAGCCUUGUUGCAGAAUUUAUAUCUGUAAACAAUGGCGAAUUCUAUGAAAGCUCAAUAAUUUUUACAAACCUUCCAUCGCCAGAAAUACACUUUAAGGCACUUUAUGACCAUUCAGUCAAAAUUUUAGUUUAGCUUUCACCACAAAAACUUCAAAACUCAAUUAUUAUCCACUGCAAAUAAUUUGUAAACUUGUGAUUUAUGACUUAUGGAAUAUCUUAUAAAACUUUUAAUAAUCAUAAUUAAUUGGAUGAGCUUUAGUGAAGUUUGUCUUUCGUGAUGCUGAAAAAUUGGAAUCUCUUUCCAUCAGUUCAAACAAUAUCUUCCACAGCAUAUGGAAUAACAAACUCUGACAGAAGUUUAUUACUGUAAUACAGUAACAAGCAACAAAAUAUGAUAUCCGCUGUUUGAUUAUCAAGCUUGGACUAGACGACAGACCUUAGGCCAUGCGUAGAAAUAAGUUGAGAUAAUAUGGAUAAUAAAACAAUCACGGUGUAUUAACACACAUACACACACAUUAUAUAUUAAAUUAUAUUUUGAUAUA